Oldenlandia corymbosa var. corymbosa is the source of this 2684-nucleotide messenger RNA. The record is from the annotation of a GenBank genome assembly. Lineage: Eukaryota; Viridiplantae; Streptophyta; Magnoliopsida; Gentianales; Rubiaceae.
AAAAUUUGGCAUUACUUAACUGUACAAUCUUCAACUUCCGCAUCCAUUCCCCCCACAAAAAGCAGUUGUUCACACCAACUUUAUAUCUCUUACACCCAACUACUUAUACCCCUUCCCCUCCACCUUCUUCUUCCUGAUCAAACUCACUCUUCAGAUCAAAACCUCAUCUUUUCUUCCUCCCUUCAAACCAAACACUUCCCAUAGUUUUAUGGGUAUAAUCAUCACAGCCCAAACUAAUCAUCAUUUCAUCCUUUUCCUCUAUCCAACAUUACUCAUUUCAGCUAUAACUCCACCAACAAUCUAGAUUUUGAGCUUUGAAACACAGCCAUUUAAUUUAUUCUUCCAAUGUCCUCCUGUUGUUAUAAUCUACAUGUAUUUCUCAUCUUAUUUUUCAUGAUGAUGAUGAUCAAUUCUCGAGGAAUAUCAGGGACAACUUUUACUUUAAUAAAUAGGUGUAACCACGUAGUAUGGCCGGGGACAUUGGCCAAUGCCGGCAGCAACCCGUUAGACAGUACCGGAUUCGAACUUCAACCCGGUGAAUCCAGAUCUUUCGGAGUUCCAAACGGGUGGUCAGGCCGCGUAUGGGGUCGAACCGGUUGUGCAUUUGAUCCAACCACCAACCAAGGAAGCUGCGCCACCGGGGACUGCGGCUCUAACCAACUCGAAUGCAACGGCCGAGGCGCCACCCCUCCAGCCACCCUAGCGGAGUUCACGAUCGGGUCGGGCGCGUCAUCAUCACAGCAAGACUUUUACGACGUGAGCCUUGUGGAUGGGUACAACUUACCAAUGAUGGUGGAGGCGAAUGGCGGGUCGGGUGCUUGUGGGUCAACGGGUUGCAGUACCGAUUUGAACCGGAUGUGCCCGAAUGAGUUGCGGGGCGGGGCUGGGCAGUCGUGCCGGAGCGCAUGCGAGGCGUUCAACACGCCGGAAUAUUGCUGCAACGGCGACUUUGGUUCGCCCUCGACCUGCCGGCCGUCGGUGUAUUCGGAGAUGUUCAAGAGUGCUUGUCCCAAAGCUUACAGUUACGCUUACGAUGACGCCACCAGUACUUUUACGUGCACCGGAGCUGAUUAUAUCAUCACAUUCUGCCCUUCUGCCACAAGGUAACCACCACUGAUCUUUUUUUAAAAAGAAAUACAGUAAAAAAAAAUUUAAUUAAUAAAAGAAUCACAGUAAAUUUCAUAAUUGUAAUAUUAUCUCUAAAGUAAAAAACCGAAACUUUCUGCAUACAACAUGCAAUGUAGUGUUUUUUUUUUUUUUACUAAUAGAAAGCGAUUUAUUUUUAGACAUGAAAAUACCAAACAAUUAAACAUUUAAAUGUCACGUCAAAUGUCAUUCAUAUAUAUCUAGUUUCAUUCAUUGUAAAAGAUUAUAUUUCCAUAUAUUCUUAUUCCAUUUCCUGUUUAUCAUUUCUUUUUCUUUUACGCCCUCUCCGUUUGAGUUCAAUUUAUUUAUUAUGUUAUGUUGAAGCCAGGCAACGGGAUUCUAGCUAGUUUUAGAGAUGGAGAGAUUGUAGGAUCUUGAUUUUCUUGAGCACUACGAUUCAAGUUGAUCAAUUGGAACUUUGAAAUUAUCCUUUUAGUGAUGUAAUAUGCAUAUCGAACUUUACUUCUUUUUUUCUUUUUUUCUUUUUCCCACCCGCAAGAUAGUGAAACCUGGGUUGAUAAUAUCUUUCAAUGAAAAGUGUGUUUCAGAAAGAAUGGUAUAAGAUGAAUCUUGAGUGACAAUGAAAGCCUCAAUAACCUUCUUCUCUUUUUUUUCUUUUUUUUUUUUUUUUCCCUCCCCCAAUUGUUUUUAUGCUUGUAAGCUAGCCUCAAUAAUGAUUUAAUCAUUGUACUAUGUAAGUAAAAUCGUAGCAUUAUUUAUUUCUUGGCAAAUGACUUCAUUAAUCACUUACUGUCCUCCCAGCUGAUUUUGUAAUUUUUGUGGGAGUACUAUUUUGGAAUCUUGACAAAAUGUGGUGUCAAAAAAUCUCUGGUUCCAAGUGCAUGCAACCUUUUCUUUUUCUUUCUGAAUACAACUAGUAUCCAAAUUGCUUUUUCCACAGGGAUCGAAUUAAUUAGAGAUAACCUAAUUUACUUGCUUUAUAUCUCAUUAUCUUGUGAAAAAAAAAAAAAAAACAACAUCUCUCUUGAAAUUGGCAUCCAUCUUUGUGAAGUUUUUUCCCCCUUUUUUUUUCCAUAAAAAGAGAUACGGAUAAAUUACAUUUUUAACCAAAGAUGAGAGAUUUCUUUUCUGGAGACAACAUUUUUCUUCACUUUAUGUUCUUCUUAAGGCAAGAACCACCUUUGCCGUUUUCCUUAAUGGCCUUUUACUGUGUUUAUAUCCAAACAAAUGAGAUUUUCGUAUCACUUCCGAUACACCUUCAUCCGAAAAGUGAAUCAUAUUAAGUAGGACCUUUUUUUUUUUUUUUAGGACCAAAGAAAUUUGAGUUUGCUCCUUUGCCUAAAAAUUAGACUUAAAUGAAUUAUAUGAUAGAGUUCGACGGUUUAUAUUAUUCCUAUUUAGCUUUUAAAUCAAUAAAUGGUUAUAAUUUACGAGCAUUUUGGAUUAGGAGAAAUUGUGUAUUAAAUCCUUCCCCCUCCAAAAAAAAAAUAAGAAAAUAAAAUGAAAGAGUUACAACUAUAUCUGCUGCAUCAUGGAUUUAGUUUGAUUAUUUGCUUUUAUAAGAUGUUACAUUUUUG